AAAUAAUUUUUAGAACUAGAAGAGUAAGGGCUCGAUAAAGUGUAGUACGGUGUGGUAACAAAGAUAUUUAACUCAUUUUAAAAAGUAUUUUUAAAUAAUUUGUGUUUGCGGUUUCAUUACUUCCAUAUUUUAUUAAUGUUGUAAUAAUUUUAUUAAUAAUAUUUUUAUUAAAAAUCGUACAAAAUGUUUUACGCAAAGGCGGUAACGAAAAAUUUAUCAGCAGUAAGCUCUACAAAUGUAUUGCAAGUGUUGCCUGUGGUCGGCACACAAAUUAAGGCCAGAAAUUAUGGUGAUCAUCAAAUACCGGAUAGACUAAAAGAUAUGCCGACAAAAGCAAAACCAAAAUUUUUUGAUAUGGUUGAGUAUUUCUACCAUAAAGCUUGUCAAACGGUUGAAGAUAAAUUAGUGGAAGACAUUCGAGAUAAAAUCACUGUUGAAGAGAAACGUAAGAAAGUUAAAGGUAUUUUAAUGUUGAUGCAACCUUGCCAUUCGGUUAUCGAAUUUCAAUUUCCAUUGCGACGUGAUACCGGCGAUUAUGAGAUGAUUCAAGGAUUUCGAGCUCAACACAGCACACAUCGAACACCAACCAAAGGAGGUAUUCGAUACUCGUUGGAUGUAAGUCGUGACGAAGUAACUGCAUUAUCAGCUUUAAUGACAUUCAAAUGUGCUUGCGUCGAUGUACCGUUCGGUGGUGCAAAAGCUGGUAUUAAAAUCAAUCCAAAAUUAUAUUCAGCAAACGAAUUAGAAAAGAUAACACGUCGUUUUGCAUUAGAAUUAGCGAAAAAAGGAUUUGUUGGACCUGGUUUAGAUGUACCCGCUCCAGAUAUGGGUACUGGUGAACGUGAAAUGUCAUGGAUUGCUGACACAUAUGCAAAAACUAUCGGUUAUCAAGAUAUCAAUGCACACGCUUGUGUGACUGGUAAACCAAUCAAUCAAGGUGGUAUCCAUGGUCGAACAUCUGCAACAGGACGUGGUGUUUUCCAUGGUGUGGAUAACUUUAUUAAGGAAAGACGGUACAUGGACAGUGUAGGUUUAACGACUGGUUGGAAAGAUAAAACAUUCAUUGUACAAGGUUUUGGUAAUGUAGGUUUACAUACCACCAGAUACUUUACACGUCAUGGUGCUAAGUGUAUUGGGGUUGUUGAACAUGAUGGAGCUAUUUACUGCAAGGAUGGUAUUGACCCAAAGAAAUUAGAAGAUUAUAAAAUAGACAAAGGUACAAUUGUUGGUUUUCCUGGAGCCGAACCAAGAGAUUCAACUUUAAUGUACGAGAAAUGUGAUAUAUUCGUACCAGCUGCUGUUGAACAAGUUAUUACAAAAGAGAAUGCUGAUCGAUUCCAAACUAAGAUAAUUGCUGAAGCUGCUAAUGGACCAACAACACCUGCUGCCGAUCAGAUCUUAAUAAAAAAGAACGUAUUAAUAAUCCCAGAUUUGUUUGUGAACGCUGGUGGUGUCACUGUGUCAUUCUUUGAAUGGUUAAAGAAUUUAAAUCAUGUGUCAUAUGGACGUCUUACUUUUAAAUAUGAAAAAGAAUCUAAUUAUCAUUUAUUGGAGUCCGUUCAAGAGUCAUUAGAGCGUGCACUUUGUAAAGAUGGCAGUCGUAUACCAGUCUUACCAAGUGCAUCAUUUGAGAAACGUAUUGCUGGUGCAUCCGAAAAGGAUAUUGUACAUUCAGGUCUUAAUUAUACAAUGGAACGAUCUGCUAAGGCAAUAAUGCGUACAGCUGAUCGUUUUAAUUUAGGUUUAGAUUUACGAACUGCAGCUUACGUGAACUCUGUUGAAAAAAUCUUCCAAACAUACUCAGAAGCUGGUUUAGCAUUUUAAAUUCACAACAACAAGUAUUUACUGUCUUGUCUUGUGUUUGUUGAUUAACAAACAAUCAUUCAAUUAUA
Messenger RNA from Chrysoperla carnea, 1892 nucleotides. RefSeq names its product glutamate dehydrogenase, mitochondrial (gene Gdh). Gene Ontology annotation, biological process: L-glutamate catabolic process. The transcript is spliced from 5 exons. Gene Ontology annotation, cellular component: mitochondrion. The record is from RefSeq and is a predicted model, not a curated record. NCBI's taxonomy places the organism in Eukaryota, Metazoa, Arthropoda, Insecta, Neuroptera, Chrysopidae. Bases 184 to 1824 code for a protein of 546 amino acids. Gene Ontology annotation, molecular function: L-glutamate dehydrogenase (NAD+) activity.